Molecule: messenger RNA, 1215 nt
Organism: Penicillium olsonii
Lineage: Eukaryota; Fungi; Ascomycota; Eurotiomycetes; Eurotiales; Aspergillaceae
Source: the annotation of a GenBank genome assembly
AUGCAGGGCUGGCGAAUCAGCAUGGAGGACGCCCACGCUGCAGUUCUUGACCUCCAGGCAAAGUACACCGGUGCCGACAACGAGAAACCGACCGAUCCGGAACACCGUCUUGCCUUCUUCGGUGUUUAUGAUGGUCACGGCGGUGACAAGGUUGCUUUAUUCACCGGCGAGAACCUCCACAAGAUUGUUUCCCGGCAGGACGCUUUCGCCAAGGGUGAUAUCGAACAAGCUAUGAAGGAUGGUUUCCUCGCUACCGACAGGGCGAUUUUGGAAGAUCCCCGUUAUGAGGAAGAGGUCUCGGGCUGCACCGCCUCUACAAGUAUUAUCUCACAGAAGAAGAUCUGGGUGGCAAACGCCGGUGAUUCACGAUCAGUUCUCGGUGUGAAGGGCCGCGCAAAGCCCCUCUCCUUCGACCAUAAGCCUCAAAAUGAGGGCGAGAAGGCUCGCAUCAGCGCCGCCGGUGGUUUCGUCGACUUCGGCCGUGUCAAUGGCAACCUCGCUCUGUCCCGCGCUAUCGGUGACUUUGAAUUUAAGAAGAGCGCCGAGCUUUCCCCCGAACAGCAGAUCGUCACCGCAUACCCCGAUGUGACCGUCCACGAGCUUACUAACGACGAUGAAUUCCUUGUUAUCGCCUGUGAUGGUAUCUGGGAUUGCCAGUCCUCCCAGGCUGUCGUGGAGUUCGUCCGCCGCGGAAUCGCCGCCAAGCAGCCCCUCGCCCGGAUCUGUGAGAACAUGAUGGAUAACUGCCUGGCCUCCAACAGCGAAACCGGUGGCGUGGGUUGUGACAACAUGACUAUGACCGUCAUUGGCCUGCUACAAGGCAAGACCAAGGAGGAGUGGUACAACCAGAUCGCAGAGCGGGUUGCGAACGGGGAUGGACCUUCCGAGUUCCGCGGCCCCGGGAUCCGGAACCAGUUCGAGGAUAACCCCGAUGAAUAUGACAUGGACGUGGACCGUACCCGUGGCUACAGUGUGCGUUCGGGCCGGAUCAUCCUUCUAGGCGAUGGCACCGAAGUGAUCCCGGAUCAGAAUGAAGAGGAGCUUUUUGACCAGACCGAGGAGGACCAGGACUUGACCAACCAGGUGCAGCAUGAGACCAGCACCCGAGACCGCGAGGCCACCCCGGGCCCACAGGGGAAACAGGAGACUGGGACCACUCAAAUAUCCGAGUCCCCGGCCUCCACUGACGCUGAGAAAGAGAAGUCCGCAUCGUAG